GGAAAGCGAACGUGGCAGCCUGAGGUCAAGGAGGAGGCUCCCGGCUCGCCAUUUUCGAGCCUGGAGCCGGCGGCAAGUCCACCGGGCGCCGCGGAAAGAGCACCGGGAUCCUACCAGUAGCCGCCAUUACCGCCGAGCCCUGAGGUCUGUGUUAUUGUGGAGAAAAUGAUGGAAGAGAGUGGCAUAGAGACGACUCCCCCCGGAACCCCUCCACCAAGCACCACCACCUCAUUAGCUGCAGCCAGUGCGAUUGCGCCCCCAAAGACCCCGGCGGUCUCCACAUUUCCUCCCCAGACCUUUGCCUCGCCUUUGCCGCCCGCGGUUUCCACUCUUCCUUCCACGGGCCCUCUCCCUCCUCCUCCUUUGCCCUUUGUGCCCUCGGUGUCUGUUUCGGCGGGGCCAUUCGCCGCUGUUCCCCCCAUUACUUCCUCUUUCAGCAGCCCCGUGCCCCCGUUCCCAUCCUCUCCCCCCUUAAGCUCCACUCCGGGCCCGGUCCUGUCUGCCCCACCGAGCGGCCCCCCCAUCUCCGGCUUUUCUAUCAGCUCAACUUAUGACAUCACAAAAGGACACGCGGGGCGAGCGCCACAGACGCCGCUGAUGCCCUCAUUUUCGGCCCCUUCUGUCACAGGUGUCUUAACAAGCCCUGUGUCACAGCAGGUGUCAAUGCCUUCAUCCUUGGUUCCCGGUCCUGGGGGAGCCUCUUCCAUUACUUUCCCAGAGCAACAUGAAGACCCCCGGGUGGUGGAUUUGCAGGGUGAAGCUUCGGCCGGAGGCGGACUUUGGGGCUUCAUUAAAGGAGUGGCCGGAAACCCGAUGGUGAAGUCGGUGCUUGAUAAGACCAAGCACUCGGUGGAAACCAUGAUCACGACAUUGGACCCCGGCAUGGCUCCGUAUAUCAGAUCUGGGGGGGAACUGGACAUCGUAGUUACCUCAGUCAAAGAGGUCAAGGUUGCGGCGGUGAGAGACGCUUUCCAGGAGGUUUUCGGGAUGGCCACCGUCACCGGAGAAGCCGGACAGUCCAAUAUCGCCCCGCAACCCGUGGGCUACGCAGCCGGUUUGAAAGGAGCCCAAGAAAGGAUCGACAGCUUGCGGCGGUCAGGGAUUAUACACGAGAAGCAGCCCACUGUGUCUGUGGAGAAUUUUAUUGCAGAACUGCUACCAGACAAGUGGUUUGACAUUGGCUGCAUCAUUGUGGAGGAUCCGAUUCAUGGCAUUCACCUGGAAACCUUCACCCAAGCGACGCCAGUACCUCUCGAAUAUGUCCAACAGGCCCAGAGCCUGACUCCUCAGGACUACAAUCUCCGAUGGUCGGGCCUCUUGGUGACGGUGGGCGAAGUGAUCGCCAAGGCCUUGCCACACGUCGACAGGACCGAUUGGCACGCGGCAUUCACCGGGAUGUCCCGCCGCCAGAUGAUCUUCAGCGCCGCCAAAGCCCUUGCGGGGAUGUACAGGCAGCGCUUGCCCCCCAGGACCCCUUGAAAGCGGGCUGUUUCUCUGCCCCUUCAACAAAGAAGACUCAUUCCUUACAGACCUAGAGCGGUUCACCUGUUUCUCCUGGCGGUUGGAUCUUGGCUUUAUAAUCUACAUAUAAACCCUUCAUUUGAUUUUUUGAAAGUAUCCUUUGGAGGAUGAAAACGAUCAACAGCUUCCAAAACUACAAAUGUAUUUCGACACAGUCAGGUAGUGUUAAAAUAUGUUGGAUAGGAUGCGUUUUCUCCCCAUUUUACCAAUCCUUGGUAUAAUAAGAUUUAUUUUGUUCCAUAAAAUUGUAUCCGUGAACAAUCAUUGCUGGUACAAUCUUUUGCCCAUGAAUAAGUUUGUAUGAUGGUGAGACUUAAACUAACGCAGGUAAUAAUAAUAAUAAUAAUAAUAAUGAUUUAUCAUUAUUAUUAUUAUUAUUAUUAUUAUUAUUAUAUUUCUUACAUGGUAAGACUUAUGCUAACACAGGUAAUAAUAAUAAUAAUAAUAAUAAUAAUAAUAAUAAUAAUAAUUUAUUAUUUUAUUUCCUACAUUGGUGAGACUUAAGCUAACACAGGUAAUAAUAAUAAUAAUAAUUUUUAUUAUUAUUUUAUUUCUUACAUGGUGAGACUUAAGCUAACACAGGUAAUAAUAAUAAUAAUCAUUAUUAUUAUUUUAUUUCUUACAUGGUGAGACUUAAGCUAACACAGGUAAUAAUAAUAAUAAUAAUGUUUAUUAUUAUUUUAUUUCCUACAUGGUGAGACUUAAGCUAACACAGGUAAUAAUAAUAAUAAUAAUAAUUUUUAUUAUUAUUUUAUUUCUUACAUGGUGAGACUUAAGCUAACACAGGUAAUAAUAAUAAUAAUUAUUAUUAUUAUUUUAUAUCUUACAUGGUGAGACUUAAGCUAACACAGGUAAUAAUAAUAAUAAUAAUGAUUUAUUAUUAUUAUUUUCUUACAUGGUGAGACUUAAGCUAACACAGGUAAUAAUAAUAAUAAUAAUAAUGAUUUAUUAUUAUUAUUUUAUUUCUUACAUGGUGAGACUUAAGCUAACAUAAGUAAUAUUAAUAAUAAUGAUUUAUUAUUAUUUUAUUUCUUACAUGGUGAGACUUAAUCUAACAAAGGUAAUCAUCAUCAUCAUCAUCAUUUAUUAUUAUUAUUAUUUUUUUCUUACAUGGUGAGACUUAAGCUCAGCCCUGUCUCCGGCACUUGGGAAGAGGCCCCGCCCCUCCCCUGGCCCCGCCCCCAAUGCACCUGUGGCCAUCACCGCCCCCCUGGAUCACUGUAGCGCCCACCAGGGGGCGGUAGUGCCCACUUUAGGAAUCACUGGUCUAGAUCGUUUGUAGGUUGUGUUUCUUCAUCAGCUUUCCUAUGCGGUCAGUGGUUCCCUCGAUGUAUGGUAUCCCAACAGACCUCCCAACCUCUGAAGGCGCCUGCCACAGAUGUGGGCGAAACGCCAGGAGAGAAUGCUUCCGGAACAUGGCCAGACAGAAAGUUUUAAAAAGAAAACCUGCCUUAAUAAAUGCAAGCUUUUCGGUUUAUAUCAGGCCUGGGCCAACUUGGGUCCUCCCUCCAGGCGUUUUGGACUCCAACUCCCACCAUUCCUAACAGCUUCAGGCCCUUUCCUUUUCCCUCUCAGCCUCUUAAGCCCGAGGCUGUUAGGAAUGGUGGGAGGGAGGACCCAAAUUCGCCCAUGCCUGGUUUCUAUGCUAUUCAAUUCUAUCUUUGUUAUCUUUUUAAAAAGACACUUUUAUAUCGAAUCUUUGGUCUAGUAGCCAGUUUAUUAUUAUUUUCUAUCCAGCGGGGAGAGAAAAAAAUCUGUAAUUCUAAUAAUAUAUUUUGCCCUUCUUGUAUAAAAAUAGAUCUAUUGCUCCUUUUGGGCUUGUAACUCUUUCCCCCCCCCCUUUCCCCUUUCUGUCUUUGAAGUGUUUUCUUAAAUAAAUAGCUGCUUUGUUGUA
Molecule: messenger RNA, 3415 nt
Organism: Anolis carolinensis (green anole)
Lineage: Eukaryota; Metazoa; Chordata; Lepidosauria; Squamata; Anolidae
Gene: prrc1
Product: proline rich coiled-coil 1
Exons: 9
Coding region: 166-1479 (437 amino acids)
Biological process (GO): activation of protein kinase A activity
Cellular component (GO): cytoplasm
Molecular function (GO): protein kinase A regulatory subunit binding
Source: RefSeq, a predicted model, not a curated record